GUGUGUUCAUGCCACAAACUGGAACUCAUAGUGAGAACCUGUGACUACAACAAAGAACAAACCACAUCACGGUCUACAUACAACCCUCGCUGCAGAACCAGAGGAAAUGGAAAGCAUGCAGGAGUUGAUCCCAUUCGCCAAAGAGAUGCUGAGUCAGAAACCCAGCCGUGGUUUGCUGAAGGUCUACCUGGUGGGCUCUGUGUUUGCAUUGCUGGGGACGGUCAUUGGCCUGGUCGAGACUGUGUGCCACCCUUUCUCCUCUGGUGACACGAUGGAUGCGGAGAUGGUCCUCAUGUUGGCCAGGGAACACAGAACUGUUGAGGCCGAGGUGCAGCGCAGCAGUGUGGAGGGCCAGGGGGAGGAAGAUCAGGAGCAGCUGGCUCGUGAAAGCGGGGCCACGACCCAGAGCAUGACCCUCUCCAAGACUCACAGACUCAGCCAGCGGAGCACAGCCAACCGGCUGCACGCCUCCUAAAGGGGUCAACCCUGAGUGACUUGAGAUAUUUAUUAGGGGGCUGCUCCUUCUGCACCACUGAGUUGCGCCACAUGUACAUAAUCUGAAGCUUUACUGACAACUUGCCAUUCUGUGCUGCUUACUGAUGAUGCCUUCAAGUGCUGCUGGAAAUGUUGCUUAGUAUGCCUUAUGCAUUGGGCACACAUGGGCCCAGGGUCAGCCAACAUGGGAGAGUUUUGGACAAGCCCACCCAUUGUCAUGAGAGUGUGGAAAUCGAGUCAGCAAUACAGUAUGUGGUAUAAGUGAAGUGUACAUUAAGUCAGUCAGAGCAAUGGUUUUGCGGUUCCCCAGGGAUCUUCCAAUUUGUUUUCCUGAGUCCCCAUCAAACGCAGGAAUUGUUUAUGAUUAUCAAAUCAAAAGUUUGGACUUCAGAGCUUGAAGUUGGAAGUUUACAACAAGUCCCCGAAGGCAGCAUCGGUUGGCUGUGAUAAGCUGCUGUGCAGCACCACUUGUUAUCUGCUGAGUGUAUCUGACCGCCACUCCACCCACAUACUGGGCUCAAUGAGAGGAGUGUUUUUGUAAAUAUUGUGCUAUGUGCAAAUACUGUACUAUCUGUUUUUCAUACCAAUAAAGUUCAUUUUAUUUAUUA
Molecule: messenger RNA, 1103 nt
Organism: Dicentrarchus labrax (European seabass)
Lineage: Eukaryota; Metazoa; Chordata; Actinopteri; Moronidae
Product: G0/G1 switch protein 2
Exons: 2
Coding region: 107-475 (122 amino acids)
Source: RefSeq, a predicted model, not a curated record